Paramuricea clavata is the source of this 549-nucleotide messenger RNA. Lineage: Eukaryota; Metazoa; Cnidaria; Anthozoa; Malacalcyonacea; Plexauridae. The record is from the annotation of a GenBank genome assembly.
AUGGCAGAUCAGGGAUGGCCACAGCCAAAUCAAGUACAACAAAUUGUCUUCCACGAGCAUAACUAUCUACAUGGCUAUCCAGACCUUCCUACUUAUCACUUCGUUUCAUCUACAAAAAAUUCGCAUGUGCUAGUCUUAAUAGCAGGAAGUAACAACACAUUUCCACACAACGUCAGUCUUCCUCAGGAUGCAAAUAAUCCAUGGCUGGGCAUUGGUUAUUAUAAAUCUUUGAGUCCUUUAUUGCAUGAACGGAUGAUCAGCAUUCCAACACUGCAUUCUUUUGCUGUGUACGCCUUGGUUGGUGCCACAUGGAAUCAGCUUGGCGAAUUGAUUAGUGGCCAAUGGAUCCUUCAGCAUGGCCAAGACACAUUGAUUCUUGACGCCAAUAGAAACCCGCAAAGUUUUAAGGUCGAAAUUAACGACCAAAAAAUCUUUGUUAAUCGCGCGGAUGGCAUGUUAACAAUGAAAGUUAACAAAAUUCACCCCAAUGCACCUGGACCCGGUGACACUAAGCAGCAUCCUUUUAAUAUUAGGCUCAAUAAUAACUAA